Messenger RNA from Megalopta genalis, 8544 nucleotides. The record is from RefSeq and is a predicted model, not a curated record. NCBI's taxonomy places the organism in Eukaryota, Metazoa, Arthropoda, Insecta, Hymenoptera, Halictidae.
CGACGGCGGCCGAGCUCGAUCGUCGGCCGAGUCUCGAGUCUCGAAUCUAGUGCUUCGGUGUUCAGUGCAUGCACAGCGGCCGGCCGGCGUGCAUAGUCGGUGAUAACGGUGUCGCGCUUUCCGGCUUCGAGUUUCGGCUUUCGAGAAAGAAAGAGAGAGACUUUUUCUUUCCGCGGUGGUACUCUUUCCUCGAGAGAAACGUGCGCGAAGGAGGAGCCGCCGCCGAAGGGCCCCCUCGUGCUCGUGGCCUCUUUGGCGCCGGGCACCGGGCCUCGGGACCCGGGGGCCGUCCGUUCCCGUACCCGUACCCGUUCCCGUUUCCACAACACGCGGUCAUGGAGCUCCUAGGCUCGUCCCGGUGCGGCGCCAGCUACGAUAUCUGUGCGCGGGCGUUACCCCGUCGUUCUCGCGUACUAGUUAGACAUUCUCGUGCGACAACUGCCAGGCCUUGUGCAUUUUGAACGAGGUGAUAUGACGCGACGCUGCCCUGAAUCGCGAGGGAAUCGAUCGGCCAGGGGCGCGAGGGUAUUGCGAGGUGGCGAUCUCGGGGAGGAUAUACACGGUGUCGGAACGAUGGAGGAGGAACACGAGGAAGUGAAAGAUCGUCGGGACACGUUCUGGUGAGAGGAGCGGCUCUGCCGAUCGUGACUGUUGCCGGAAGCGUCGACGCAGGCCGAGUCGGAGCAAGAGCAAGAGCGAGAGGAAGAGGAAGAGAGAGAGAGAGAGAGAGACGAAGAGAAAGAGAGAGGGUGCAGUGGGGACGGUUUGAAAAAAAAACUGGCGUCUCAAACACGUGAGAGCGGCUCUCGCGGGACUCGGACCCGUCGACGGACCAACGGUGGAUCCUUGUCCAGCCGAGGCAGCGCCACGGGAAUGCAAUGCGGCCUGUGCGCCGUCGUCGCCGGACUCUUCCGGAGAGCCAUGUGCAUCGCGGGUAGCAGACGGGGAUCCGGAGAAUCCUGCUACCAGGAGCUGCCUGCCACCGCCGAGGUCCAACCGCGACGGCACUCGCAGGUCGCGCCGAUAGAAACCGGCCUGAAGGCGGCGGAAAUAGCGGAACACGUUAAAGAGGCUGUCGAAACGCAGCAGAGGAGGACUUCGGGGAUAACGGUGGACAGUGGGGAACAGAAUGCGGUGUUCAUCCGCAUUUCCGAAAGCACCGCGUUGCCAACGCCGAGCGUGUCGGUAACUUUGCCGGAAGUCGGCGAUGAACCAGCGAAAGAGCCGCCGUUCAGACGUCUGUCGGAGGUGGACCGGAUCCUCUUGGAGAGUUUGGACAUCGGUCGUUCCAGGCCCAGGCCCACCGGUCGAUUCCUCACCAUGCACAAGCGGCGCCGUAAGAGGCUUACCACGAGAUCCUUGAAUCAGGAACAGGGCAUCCUGGACGAUAUUUUCCAUGGUCUGGUUCAGUGCGUGCUCCAGAAGGCCGGCAACUGGCGGUUCAAUGCAUUUACGUUGGAAACUGUGACAGGAGGCCGAUCGCUACCAGUAUUAUGCGUCCAUCUUUUUCAUUGGUACGGACUGUUACAACAUUUCAACUUGGACGUGGUAACGGUGUGGAAAUUGUUCGCUUUCAUCGAGGAGGGUUAUCACAGCACGAACCCUUACCACAACAGUAUACACGCGACGGACGUAACGCAAGCGAUGCACUGCUUCCUUCAAGAGAAAAAAAUUAGGAUGCACUUAACCGACUUGGAAAUCAUGGCAUCGCUGAUAGCCGCGGUGACGCACGAUCUGGAUCAUCCAGGCGUCAAUCAACCGUUUCUCGUCGCCACGAGCAAUCACCUGGCUGCGCUCUACCAAAACACGUCGGUUCUUGAAAAUCAUCACUGGAGGUCGGCGAUAGGGUGUCUUCUGGAGAGCGGUGUUUCCGAUCAGUUGCCCGCCAAUAUCAGACCGGAGCUUCAACGACACAUCAGCUCGUUGAUCCUGGCCACCGAUAUCACGCGGCAAAAAGAGUUCCUGGACAAAUUCAAAUACUAUUUGGACGAGAAUCUGUUGGAAAUGGAGCGCGCGGACGAUCGGCAUUUCAUUCUGCAGAUAGCCUUAAAAUGCGCCGAUAUAUCGAACCCGUGCAGACCUUGGGACAUCUCGAGGAAGUGGUCGUACAAAGUAUGCGAGGAAUUCUUUCGGCAAGGCGAUUACGAACGUCGGCUGAACCUGCCGGUGACGCCGUUAUGCGAUCGACAUACCACCAGCAUACCGAAGAUACAGGCUGGAUUCUUCAAAUUCGUGGUGACACCCCUUUACGAGGAGUGGCACCGUUUCCUCGGGGACGGUCUGAGCGUGUCGCUGAUGGAGCAUCUGCGAGGCAAUCAGAAGAAAUGGGAGUUGCUGAACCUGCAGGAGGCGGCCGAGGAAACCGAGACGGAGAUAUCCGAGCUGGAAGAGAUAGAGGACGAGAUCAGCUCGACGGAGGAGCCGGCCGCGGACGAGGAGAUCGGAAGCAUCGAUCCGCUGAUACCGGCGGCGUACGUUCAGUCCUCCCGGAUCCAGAGCUUGCCGGCCCGGGUCGGCCUCGAGCGGAUCGGCAGGCGUCAUUCCGUCCCGUUGAGCAUCGCGAAACCGUUGUCUCUGGUGCCGCGCAGCACGGCGAGACGCGAGAGCCUGCCGAUCGAGCACAACAAAACGAAGAGCUUGCUGCUGCGGCUCGAGGACCAGAGCCUGUUGGAUCCGGGCUCGCUGUCUUUGCUCUCGUCGCGGAGCAGCGUGCAAGAGCUCUCGCCGAACGCGAACGCGAACGCGACCGAGAGGCCGGUCAGCGCGGAGAGUCUGCUGCCGGAACCGAGCAUAGCCAGCAUCACCAGCAGCGCCGAAGCGUCGAGGCUGAGCUCGGUCCUGCAGCCGGAGAAUCAAAAGCCGGACACGCGAUCGAAGCAGUUGACCAGGCAACAGACCUUCCCGCCCCUGCAGCCCUACGUUCGCAUGAGAUACCUGUCCACCACCGCGGAAAUGUCGCAGUGUUACUCGCAGACUCUGAUCGAGGCGAACAGCUCCGCGUCCUCCUCCGGAUCGAUCAAGGACAAGUCCUGUUCGAACGGCCAUUGCGGUACACCGCCGACGCAAGAAGCGGACGCGUCGCGAGCCAAGUCCACCGUCGUCGAGAAAGCGUCGUCCCGAGAAGCGCCGACGGCGGCGGACCUGGCUGGCAAAAGGCGCGGCUCCGCGAUCCCCGACCCGUUCAGACCGAAGCCGGACAUCCUCCCGGCCGCCGAUCACCCGCGACGUCACUCGUUGUCGGUGCAAGCUAUCCGUAUCGACGACGCGAACUUCAAGAAUCGUCACCACAAACGACCCGCCUCUGCUCAAGGAUCGGACUCCGCUCAAGCGUUCUACGCGUCGCUGACCGGCUCUCGGAACGACAAGAACACCCGCAACGUCGACUCCGACGCGAGGUCGGACGGCGCGCCACCCGCGUCCAAGACGAGACACGAGAGCGAGAAAGUAUCGUGCCAGGAUCCGCGGACUAUAACGGCGUUCAAUAAAUCCGACCAGUGCGGCAGCGGUUCGAUGCAUGUCGCGAAACCGAGAUGCGUCGAGUCCGAAUUGCGAAGAUACUCGACGCCCGUCCCAGAAACUAAGACGAUCGUGACCGACGCCGGUGGCAGACGGUUCACCGCGAUACCGGUGUCUUCGGAACUCGGCACGUAUAAAGUGUUCUUCAUCGGUAGCCCGCCGGACUCGCCGCCCCUGAUCCAAAGCGUGUCGUCGUCGAGCGACAGCGGUGGCAGCGAACCGCGGAAAUACACCGGCGACAACGAAAUCGUUUCGAUCGGCGGCAAACGGGACCCGGAGGCCGUCAAGGAGAAGAGCUCGAAGGUCGCCAAACUCAGCCUCGACGUGCAAAUGAAGGAGAACGUUGACCCGCGCGCGAUCGAUGAUACGAAAGGGAUAACGCUGUCUAGGAAGGGAAGCCAGCCAUGGGCUAGAAGACGAGGAUCCGCGCCGGUCGGUCUUUUAUCGAGAUUGGACGACAUCGCCGUACCGCCUAUAGCAUCUACCAGGGUUGAUCAUACCUCCAGGCGUGGAUCUGUACCAACCGACAUUACAAGGCACCAAGGUGGAGGCUGUAAUCGAUUAGCCUUAGGCGUUAGAGAGGGAAACGUUACAACACCCAGGAGAGCGAGUCUUCCGCAAGAAACUGCUCUUGGAAAUCUUCUCGGCAAUAUUUUAUCGUUAACCAAUGAACGAGAGAAUCUCCCAAUGAACAAUAAUAACAAUAAUAACAAUACCGGGACAAGCAACAAUAACGGAUUAGCAAGAAUAAUCGAUAGCACCGGACCUAGCAUGCCGUCCCCGCGGCGAGGUUCAGUGCCAGCAGACAUAUCUGAAUUACGCCGUGAUAUGUUCAAUAGGAGUAGCAUAAACGGUAAGCCUCGUAAUCGGAAAAAGAUUUUGAGGAGGAGAAGUUCUGGAGGACCAGAAAUGUUCUCUGGAGGAUCCACAGAUGGGAACGAUAAUGGCACAUGGCUUAUAUGGAAGAGGGAACUAGGAAAAAGGGAUCCGAUUCCUGAACCGCUCGUCGAGCGAAGAGGUUCCCUGCCCAUAGAGAUGGUGGCCAUUUCUCAUGCUGGAUCAGGAUCGGGGGCUCGAAGAUCCAGUUUAUGGAGACUUUAGCAUGGAGUAGACGCGAGCGGACCGCCCGUGCAACCAACGGUUGACAGUAGAUCAUCGAAUACUACCGCACUGACAGUCUUUCCUUACAACAUUAGCAGCAACAGCGACGAUUGACUUCCAUGUUCCAAGAUUGCCAAAUCUGAAAGCUCCUCUUAUCGGUUGUCGUUGUCGCGUGGGCAAGUGAAUUUUUCUAAAAUCGAACGAGCUUUCUAUCGCCGCAACGCAGCUGCAAUACCAACGAAAACACAGUUAGAGCGUCCUACCAUCUGUCGCAGGUUAUUGUAUCGCCAUUGUCGUAGUCUUAUAAUAUUAAUGUGUGCACUGGAAAAAAUCUACUCGAACGAAAAAACGACGAGAACGAAACGCGAGAUGUAUAUGUAUAACGUAUGUACGAUAUAUACAUGCGUGUAUACACGUCCCAUAUUGAUCAUCGCGGUCAUACAAAUUUAGAAGUUUAAGAAUAUUGGCAAGACGAUAAACGCGUGUGACCGCUUCGCGACGGGGUCAACGUAGAACAAAUGAAAACUAUAUGAAUUCUAAAGUCUUCCCCCGCAAUUUACGCGCGCGCGCGAACAUCGUGGAAGAAAUAAAAUGUAUACAUAUUAGUUAUGUUCGCUUUAUAUCCAUUUGUGCCAUACACAGAUGUUGUCUAAGAUGUGACACAGUCAAACACAGGGUUCAAUACGAAGAUUUUAAUAAUUAAAAUGCCUAGGUACGGAGAAGGAGAAAAGACUGGUAGAGAAAAUCACCGCUAUUAAACUAGACACUUAAAGAGGCACAUAAAUCGAUUGAAACGAAGUGACAUUUGCUCAUAGCUAGGAGAAUUAUGAUUUUUUUUUUUUUUUUUUAAACGUUCAAGGCAGGAUAAUAUAUUAUCUUCACUCGAUUAUUCAUUUAUCGCAUCUAUCAUACCCAUUGAAUAUUCGAUACGUUUCUAUGCCGGAAGAUGACAUUUUUUAAUCGUUAUCGACGAUUUUACGAAUGAAACGCAUAAAUGAUUAGAUUUAUCGUUAGCUCGAGAAAUAAGGAACGGUAAAUAGCUGCGAAAAGUAACUCUGAUAAAAAGCAAAGAAAAUAAUAUACUCAAUAUCGGCAGUAGUUCUCCUUUAAAACUGUAAUGAAAAACAAGAUAGACAUUCCAUUAAACCGAGUAGUAUACAAUGUGUAGAACACAAAUCAGAAUUAAUAAUAAUAAUAAUAAUAAUAUUAAUAAUAAUAAUAAUAAUAAUAAUAAUAAUGUUGUAAUUAUUGCUAUUUAUCAUCAUUCAUUACACUGUCAUUACCGUCAUUAUUGUCAUCAUCGUUGUUGUUAUAAUUAUAACUGAAGUCUUAAUGACCGUUCAAGUAGAUAGAAAUUAUAAACUUAGUCGGUAACGAUACCUGCGUUUAAGCACAAGGUAAAUUAGUUAGUGAAUUGCGUGGAACUAUGACCAUAAUUGUUUAUAACGAAAACAAAAGAUGGUUACGAUGUAUAGGUUUACGGUACGUGAACCAUAAAAUCAAUCAAAAACUGCAAAAUUCGUUAGUAAUAUCUCUCAAUGUAUUAAUUCAAUGACACACGUUUUUAGUUGAUUAGUUUUAUUUGAAUAAAGUACAAUUAAUAAACUGCCUAUGCACAAACAAAUGUAUACAAGCUAGAUUCAAAUGUUAUCCUAUUUCGUUUGUAAAUGUUUUUGUUAUCAUAUAUACAUACGCAACACAACAUAGUCAUUAAAAAAAUAUCAUUUUGAUAGUAUCUUGUAUUAUAGUUUUUAAGAGGAACUCUCUUGUAUCACGUACUGCUACAACCUGUCAUCCCUCUGACUAUCAGAAAGUAAAGAAAUAUUAAUAAGCCAUUGCAGUUCAAUAAUGAUAUAUAACAAAUCUAAGUUUAAUCAAAGUAACAACCGAGAUAUCUGUAUCGAUGUAAUAUAGAUAGGUCAUCCAUUUCUCAAGUAAACUGUUGUAAGCUUAGCAAAUUUCUCCCGAAGCGAGGUUUCUAGAUCUUUUCGACGACGCAAAACCUGUCAGAGCUAUAUACGUGUGUUUCACUCGAUGACCAGAACAAAACGAAGGUGUGACAAGAUCGCCUUAAACCGAUUCGAACUCUUUUAAAAAAACAAUACGUGACAACAACACCUAAGUUUUCCUAUUUCUAAUGCGGAAGCGUUCCGCAUAAAUCACUUGUAUAAGUGUAUUAAUAACUAAGUUAGUAUAAACCUACUAGUCUUUCUAACUCUAAACAGAAUUUGUAUAAUAUGUAUCUGUACAUGUCUACGCGUGUACAUAUACACGUAUACAUUCGAUUUAAACAAAAAACAAAAAAAAACAUGCACAGAAAGCACCAACAAGAGAUACAUUGUCAAGAAAUGUUGAAAAAUUGCAUUACAUAAUUUAUUUAUUGAUAUCACUUUAAAACACCUUUACAGACAGACCAAUAAAAUAUGGGACUAAAUGAAACGUCUUUGUGAAAAAUAAAAAUUGACUUAGCUUCUGAAAAAAAAAAAAACAAUUCAAAUUCAAUAUUAUAAAUGACCACUCUGUCGAACUACUUUUUGAAGAAUUUACGACAUCUAAAUGUACACGUUGCACCCCACAUUUCAAUAGAGAAUGAUUAAAACAUUCUUCAAAAUUCUUCUCCUCUGCCAUCCUAUAGGUAUCGUGUACUCGCAACCACUUUCUACGAUCGUAUUAUCUUGGAAUGUGCAAAAUGAAUAAAUUACUUUAUAGGAAUGAAUGUAAAAGUAAGAUAUUCGACGUAUAUUGCAUCAAGCAGUGUUUACGCUCAGAUAAAUAAUCAUUCUACUCUUUUGAAAUGUUUAUUCAUUAAAUUGUUACGCAUUUGUCAAUUUCUUUUUCGAAAAGUUUGUACCAUGACUAUAGUUUUAACAAAUGUACUUUCAAAAUUGGAACAAAAUUCUCAAAUAUUUCCGAGCAUGUAAUCGUUUGGAACGACAUAGAUCGGUAGGAAUGCGGCAAAUAUAUUAAAAAAUUAAUAUUUGUGCAAUUCUUUUUUCUUUCUCUUUCGUUUUCCGUUGAACGUAAACAUACAGAUGUUUGAUACCUAGAAAUAAAAAGAUUUUUUCGAACGAACUUUUUCUUGGUUAAUCGUGUUUAGAGAGCAGCUAGGAGUUCGAUUUUGUACUCGCAACUUUUAACAAUUAUUCAAAUCCAAACGAACGUUUGAAAAACUAUCUCGCGAGUAGAGAAUUUAAGAAAAAAAUUUAGUGAGAUACUCUUAUUUUUUAAAUGAAAAACCAAAAAGACACAAGCGAAUACUACGAAACAAAAUGUAUCUACUAUUACUUUUAUAGCGCUUUCGUUUCAUUUCUUUUUGUAUUCUGUUACAACAUUAAAUGUUGUAAUUAUACACAGGCAAAAAAAUUUUGCGUGCGAUUCGCAGUAUUGGAAAUGUCAAUUAACAAAUAACAAUUCGUAUGUAAUCGGUCCGACGAUAAGAAAGUCGUUAUGUAUUUUCUAUAAUAUUACUGUAGAUAGCUACUGCGUUAGAUACAAUUAAACAAUGUGUUCUUAUCAUUAUUCGUAAUUAAAUUAUAACGUUGUUACAAUAAACACAAGAUGCAAAACAGUAUAAAAUGAAUACGUGUACGAAUGAUAGAGACAAGAGUGUGCGCGAGCGUGGUCCAGUCGAUUGUCCUAUUUAUGUUGGGCAAUGCGAAGAAAUUAAUAUAUGUAUAUGUAUAUGUAUGCGAUGGCUCUACAUGGCCUAUUAUAUUCGGUAGAUUGGAAUUACUAUAGUCGAUAAUUAUAGUAUCGAAAUUUUUUUAUCAUUUCCAUUCGGUUGUAUAUUAAGUAUUUAUUUUGUAAAUGUAAAUGGAACUUAUCGAUUACAUGACAAAACUCCCGUUAUAAGUUUAGAACUGAAUGAGAUACAUGAUGCGAUAUGUAAACCCAUCUUCUUUAUUAAAAAAACACACGCAAAAAUUA